Molecule: messenger RNA, 2772 nt
Organism: Polyodon spathula (Mississippi paddlefish)
Lineage: Eukaryota; Metazoa; Chordata; Actinopteri; Acipenseriformes; Polyodontidae
Product: serine/threonine-protein phosphatase 4 regulatory subunit 2-like
Exons: 10
Coding region: 97-1380 (427 amino acids)
Biological process (GO): protein dephosphorylation
Cellular component (GO): nucleus; cytoplasm; protein phosphatase 4 complex
Molecular function (GO): protein phosphatase regulator activity
Source: RefSeq, a predicted model, not a curated record
UUUUUGUCUCGGUCGCUCUUGCCUUCUGUCUGUUUCCUGUUGGAAUCAGGGGGAGGUAGAAAGAAAAAAAUAGUCUCUGCAUUUCACACCAUAAUCAUGGAAAUCGACACACUUCUAGAGGCUCUGAAAGAUUUCGAAAAGGAAGGGAAGAAGGAAGCGUGUCCAGUUUUGGACCAGUUUCUUUGUCAUGUCGCAAAAACUGGAGAGACAAUUUGCUCUCGCACAGAUGAAGAACGAGGAACUUGUCCUGAACAAGCUUGGAUUCAGUGGUCGCAGUUCAAAAGCUACUUCCUGUUUAAACUUGAGAAGGUGAUGGAUGAUUUUAGAGCCUCAGCCCCUGAACAACGAGGACCUGCUAACCCCAAUGUGGAAUACAUUCCCUUUGAGAAAAUGAAGGAACGGAUACUUAAAAUUGUAGAUGGAUAUAAUGGCAUUCCCUUUACCAUUCAGCGACUCUGUGAAUUACUAACUGAUCCUAAGAGGAAUUAUGCAGGGACAGACAAAUUUCUCAGAGGGGUAGAAAAGAAUGUCAUGGUUGUCAGCUGUGUUUAUCCAAUAUCAGAGAAAAAUGGUUCUAGUAGUUUGAACAGAAUGAAUGGAGUUAUGUUUCCUGGUAAUUCUCCUGGUUAUUCAGACAGAACCAAUGUAAAUGGGCCUGGAACACCAAGGCCGAUGAUUAGACCAAAGCUUUCGCUGUCAAGUCCUUUAGCAACAAAUGGUUUACCUGACAGUACGGAAUAUAAAGAACCUACAGUAGAGCAGACAGAGGAAAAGACUCACAGUGAAUCUUCAACAGAAGGGGAAGGUGCUCUGGGUAGCCCAGUUAAAAAUAAACACCUUGAGGAAGAGGACCAUAUGGAGGCUGAGGGUCAUGAGGUAAAAAGGCUGAAGUUUGACAAAGAGGAAGAAGAGCAGGAAACUCCCCAAGCUGCACCCAGUGAAAGCUCUUCUGAAAUGCCAGAGGAAGCAGAAACCUCUUUAGCUGAUCAAGAGGGUGAGAAGGAGAGCAGUCAGUAUGCAGACCAACAAGGGUUAGAAGAGGAAGAGCCUUCAAGCACACAGACUGAAAUCCCAGAUGGAGCAGCCAGUGAAGAGAAGGUUCAGAGUGAAGUCUCUGCUGGUACUGAAGAUUCUACUGAGGAAAGCAAUCAAAUGGACCAGUCAGAGGAGCAAACUCAACCAGAGAAAGAUUUGAGCACUGAAGCCAGGGAAACCAAUGAGAAUACUGCCCUUGUCAGUAGCACCAGUGAAGAAUGCAGUGGGAGUGAAGAACCUGGGACAACCUCAUCCGCUGAAACACCAGAAAUUCCAUCGGAGAAUGCAAUGGAAAAUGGAACAGAAGCUACAGAUACUGCAGAAGAACCUAUGGAACAAGACUAAUUCUAGAAUAUUUUUGGUGCAGUAUUUUCCAUGAGGCUCUGAUUUUACACUAAAAAAAAAAAAAAAAAAAAAAAAAAAAAAAAAAAAUGUAAUGUGGACAUUUAGCUUUUCAAGAAGGUUCUCCAUGACUUCUCUAAAGAGUUAAAAUCUGAAAGAGCUGCUCAUCUUAAGUACUGUGAAUACCAGCUCCUUCAGAUCAGGCUUAACGCUGACAUUCUUGUUUUGGUCAAAUCAGUGGUUUGUGUAUAGACUUUUAUUUAGAAUAAAGUUUUUAAACUGGAAGGUUAUAAUUAUAAUUGACAACUUUUUUGGAUCUCAUUACAUUUAGUUAUACAAGCUUUUGUCUGGUUUUCUGACUUUUGUGGCAGGUUUUUCAUACUUCAACGUUCUUUCAACAUUUAAACACAUUUUUAGGGUUUCAUUUUAGAAUUCCAGAAUUUAUUUUUAAUACUCUUAACAUUGUUAGAAUGGUGCAGUUCAUACACUCUUUUGUUUUUUUUCUCCAAGAGGUACUUUUCGUAAACUGUAAGCCAAGCUUUCAAUAGCUCCGUCUCAUAAAAGCUAACCUACGUGAAAUCCUAAAAUCAACAAUGUGUUGAAUUACCAGGUUUAAAACACAUUCCAAGAAAGCAAGUCAAACUGUUCACCACUGUCAUAUACAUUGAGGUGCCUGUAUCAGUGGGUUUCAAUUAGCUACAGAAGAGUGUGGUUAAUGCAAGGGACUGAGCUAAUUACAAGCUGUUUUGACUAAAGAAUGAAUGCCUUUUCUAGCAAAUAUAAUUGCAUCGAUUAGAAAAAAAAAAGUUAUUAACUCACAUUUUUCAAAUGGUGGGACUGUAAGUCAGUUAUUCUAAAAUGGAUGUAUGUGGAGGUCAUUUCUUAUACAUACCAAGGACUAUAUUGGAAGAGCAAUCUAGCAUGUUAACAUUGUUGUAUAUAUAUAUUAAAAAAAGAAAAAGCCUAAUACAAAAAAUAUAAUUUUAGGGGUGCAUUGAACCACCGUAAUUUAUAUACAAUUUUGAACUGAUUGACCUAUUUUUGAACAUACUACUUUGACAGCCAGAGGUUGUUUCAUAUUUGAAGACCAGCUCAAAGCACAAAUAUUGCUUCAGUCUCCAGAUAUUUUCAGCGUACAACUACCUUUGUAUAUUCCACGCCCUGUCAGCUACAACACUUGUUACAAUUACUGGCUGUCAAGUUUGUACCUGUUUCUGCAACUGUACUUUUUGAUAUUUAGAAUUUUUAAAUUUCUGUAAAGUAGAUUUUGUAGAUUGUAAUAAGUGUUCACAGCCUUUGUGAAACAGUAUAUAAUUGUAUAAUUUCUGUGUGUAAUCUGAAUGCUUGGGCUUACAAUACAGUAUUCAUAUAAAGCAAUAAAUGUUAAAAUUAUAA